GUCAUCUUAGCCGUGAAUUCAGAGAAGAGGGAAUCGGAUUGAGACGCAGCAGGUUGGGGUUUUGCAUCGGAGUCUGAUGACAUGGUGGGCGAGGUGAGAGAUGCAAUGUUUAAGCAGGAUUCGUUUGAGCAAAAUGAGCACUGCAGCUGCACCGAUAAUCCCAAAAUUCAUUUCUGUGGAAGGGGUUGAUAUUAAUUCAAGAAGUAUCCCUGAUGGCUUCAGAUUCAGUCUUGUCUCUUAUAACAUUUUGGCACAGGUUUAUGUGAAGAGUUCUCUGUUUCCGCACUCUCCAUCCCCUUGUCUCAAGUGGAAAGCUCGUUCCCAGGCCAUUUUGACCGUUCUGAGGAACCUUGGGGCUGACUUCCUCUGCCUGCAGGAAGUAGAUGAGUAUGAUAGCUUCUAUAAAGGAAAUAUGGACAGCAAUGGCUAUUCAAGUAUCUAUGUUCAGAGAAGUGGGCAGAAACAUGAUGGUUGUGGGAUUUUCUAUAAGCACAAUAGUGCAGAGCUGGUCCUUGAGGAGAAAAUAGAAUACAAUGAUCUUGUAGACUUGAAUGAUGAUGGUUCAUAUAGCAAUGAUAGGCAUUGUGAUACACCAGCAAGUGCAAAUAGUGAUGCUGAACCAAAAAAAGGUUCAUCACCACAGAACACUACAGAGGAGCGAGGGGAUCCUAAUGAUCCUCGUGUGAGAUUGAAGCGUGAUUGUGUUGGAAUCAUGGCUGCAUUCAGGCUUAAAGAUCCUUCUCAUCAUCUUGUUAUUGUGGCAAACACUCACCUUUAUUGGGAUCCAGAAUGGGCUGAUGUCAAGCUUGCGCAAGCUAAAUAUCUUCUGUCACGCUUAGCUCAAUUUAAAACAGCAGUGUCAGACAAAUUUGAAUGUACGCCUUCUGUACUCGUAGCUGGUGAUUUCAAUUCAAUCCCAGGGGAUAAGGUCUACCAGUACCUUGUUUCAGGCAACUCGUCAGUGCCACAGCUGGAAUGUUUGGACGGGCUUCCUAUUCCCUUAUGCAGCGUAUACGAUUUCACAAGAGGAGAACCACCAUUCACAAACUGCACUCCUGACUUCACCAAUACUCUUGAUUAUAUAUUCUUUUCCCCUUCUGGCCACAUCAAACCAGUCAGCUUCCUUGAACUCCCGGAACCAGAUUCUUCUGAUGUGGCCGGUGGACUACCAAACCACCACCACCCAAGUGAUCAUCUACCAAUUGGUGCUGAAUUCAAAGUUACCGGGGAAUAGAAUCUCUACUUUGGUAAGUCACACUUACAUUCUCUAAAAGCUUCUACUUGUUCCUCUUUUUCUGAUAGCAAGAGAUGACAAUGGUAGCCCAGAAACUGAGACACAGAAAAACAUAGUGUUAUCAGGUUGACAUUUUUGCUAGAUAUUUCAUUCAUUUAUUCGUUACAGUGAUGUACUACAUUAUUUUGAACAAAAUGUAUGGAACAAAUAAGAUUUUCAAGCUGAAAAAUUUGGAUUUUGUGGUUU
This is a messenger RNA of Vitis riparia (riverbank grape), 1480 nucleotides long. Its product is annotated as carbon catabolite repressor protein 4 homolog 4. The coding region runs from base 101 to 1234 and encodes 377 amino acids. NCBI's taxonomy places the organism in Eukaryota, Viridiplantae, Streptophyta, Magnoliopsida, Vitales, Vitaceae. The transcript has 10 exons. The record is from RefSeq and is a predicted model, not a curated record. Gene Ontology annotation, molecular function: poly(A)-specific ribonuclease activity.